Messenger RNA from Aphis gossypii (cotton aphid), 8761 nucleotides. RefSeq names its product probable ubiquitin carboxyl-terminal hydrolase FAF-X (gene faf). Gene Ontology annotation, molecular function: cysteine-type deubiquitinase activity; cysteine-type endopeptidase activity. Gene Ontology annotation, biological process: protein deubiquitination; cell migration. The record is from RefSeq and is a predicted model, not a curated record. Lineage: Eukaryota; Metazoa; Arthropoda; Insecta; Hemiptera; Aphididae. Gene Ontology annotation, cellular component: nucleus; cytosol.
UCUUCCGUUCGGUCAACUGUCUCGCUCACACACCGCCACCCCGUCCCGUCGGGCGAUCUUCGUCGCGCCGACGCGCUGUCCGUAGUCUGUACAUCCCCCUCUCGGUCUACCCGGAGAUACGAUUUUUAUUUCGUACCGAUAUUCGUUCGCAAAAACAUUAAAACGAAACACAACCCAAUGCCGUUAUUCUACAACUGCUGUGCCGUAGCACCAUCGUGAACGCGUAUCGCUAUAUUUAUUUUAAUAUAAUAUAUUAAUACAUAAUACACUACAGUAAAAACGAAUCAUAAAUCAAACAUCAGACGCCGCUCACAUCGCGCCGCGUUUUCGAGACCCGGUACCGUGUUAUUAUUUUUAUAAAUACUCUCUUUCGUAUUAUCUUAAUUCUCAUACACCGAUUACUGACACCAAACGUAGCUGUAGUGGUUUUUAAUUAUUGGCACGUAUGUAGUUAUUACCGCUUUCCAUCGGUAACGUACCCCUAAACGUGCGUAAUCGGAAAAAUAAACGUACGCCGCGCCCCCGGCUAUCGUGUUCGUCGUCCAUGUCAUUGUUACUGUUUGCUCUGCGCCAUACACACGCGCCAGUCCGCCGUCUUGCCGGCUUGUCCAACAGAACGGAAACGUAAACAACUCCGUUGGCCUAUCUCUGGCCGUGCAUGUGUAAUACAGCCGUCGGACUCUGGACGUCUUCAACGCCAUCCCGAUGACUAUUGCGACUCGUGGACAAACCGUCGGAUUGGAUUCGGCCGAUAACCAAACAAAUGUUCAAAAUGUACCACAGCAAAGUACACAAAUCCAUAGCGUUCUGUCAAACAUUAACAUUUUGCCACCCCAGGCCAUCGAGUCACAUCAAGUGGCGGCUGAACAGAGUAUUGGAGAGACAACUGCAGCUGAUGACAAUGUUGAAAAUGAUAUGGAAACCAAAGAAGAAGAAACCCGUAAAGAAGACGAGAUGGAGGAAGAAGAAGAACUAGUAUUCCCCAUUAUUAAAUUAGUAAAUUUGGAAGAGAAAAUACAUAGCCAACGUUGGAUUGUACCAGUAUUACCUGAUCAAGAACUAGUAUCAUUGUUGAAUGUUUCAAUCGCAUUUUGCAAAAAAGGAUUGGACGUCAACAAUGAAGGAUGUCAAAAGUUUUUUCGUGAUGCUAUGGUGUUAUCAUUCACACGGAUAUUAACCGAUGAUGCUGUUAACAGCUGGAAAGUAAACAUUCAACAAUACAUCAUGAAUAAUUGUAUGAAAUUAGUAGAACUGUUGGUGCUCAAGCUUGAUGAUGACAACUUUCCAUUUUUGGAGAUGUUGGGGAUGUUGUUUAAUCCUUUAAAUAAAUUUCAUCUAUUCAAUUGCACUAAACAUUCGGAUUAUAUACCAGAGAUAGUCACAAAUGAUUUUGAUUUAUUUGCAAGAACACCCCCUGAUUCUAGAGCUCCUAAAGGCUGGCUUGUUGAUCUGUUAAAUAAAUUUGGAGUCUUAGGCGGUUUUCAAAAAUUAUCUGGACGAUUUGAAUCUAAUAAAACUCUAACAAUAUCAAUUAUCUCUGGUCUAAUUAGGCCAUUUGGUAAUUGUUCUGAACUUUUAACUGAAUCAACAAUUCUUAAAUACUUGAUGCCUAUUGUGGAAAAGAUACCUGGUUUAUUGGAUAUACUAACUGAUGAUGAAUUAAAAAAAGAAACAAAAAAUGAAGGAAAGAAUGAUGCUAUUUCUUCAAUAAUUAAGGCUUGUAAACAGCUUGCUGUAAAAGUACCAAAACAGGAUGAUUUAAUCAAACAAUUAGAAAUAUUUAGACUUAAAAUGUUACUUAGAUUAUUACAAAUAUCAUCUUUUAAUGGCAAAAUGAACGCUUUAAAUGAAGUUAAUAAAGUUAUUACCAAUGUCACAUAUACUCCUCAUAGGCAUAUAGAUCAUGACGAAGAAUAUUUAACUCCAGAAAAGAUGGCUAAAUGGAUCAAAGAAAAUAAUGUACUAGAAAUAGUUCUUCGAGAUUCUCUACAUCAGCCUCAGUAUGUAGAAAAACUUGAAAAAAUUAUACGCUUUGUAAUUAAAGAACAAGCAUUAUCAUUGAAUGACUUGGAUGCAUUAUGGGCAGCUCAAGCAGGAAAACAUGAUGCUAUUGUGAAAAAUGUCCAUGACUUACUAGCAAAGCUUGCUUGGGAUUUUUCACCAGAACAACUAGAUCAUUUAUUUGAAUGUUUUCAUGCUAAUUGGACUAAUGCUAAUAAAAAACAGAGAGAAAAAUUAUUGGAACUAAUUAGACGACUAGCUGAAGAUGAUAAAGAUGGUGUUAUGGCUCAUAAAGUGUUAAUGUUGUUUUGGAAUUUAGCUCACGGAGAAGAUGUAUCAACUGAGAUAAUAGAUCAAGCACUGUCUGCUCAUGUAAAAAUUCUGGAUUAUAGCUGUGCACAAGACCGUGAUGCACAAAAAACAGCGUGGCUUGACAAAUGUGUUGAUGAACUUAAAAAUAAUAGUUCAUGGGUACUUCCAGUUUUAAAACAUAUGAGAGAUAUAUGUAUGUUAUAUGAUUCAUCUCCAGUGGGAGCUCAUCAUCAAGCUCAAACUCAUACAUUAUAUCGACAAGAAAUAAUUGCACGCCUUCAAAAUCAACAUACUUUGGUGUCUUUAGUCACAGAUAAUUUAUCUAAAUAUAUGGAUGAUGUGAGGAAAGUUGCCCUAGAAAACCAUAAUCUUGAUCCUGCUAAAUAUUAUCCUGAUGGGCGCUAUUGUCAUUUACAACAGGUUCAAGAAAGAUUAUAUUUCUUAAAAUUUUGUUUAAAGGAUGGAAACCUUUGGUUGUGUGCUGAACAAGCACAUCAAGUUUGGAUAUCAUUGGCUGAAAGAGCUGUGUUCUUAGCAGAUCGUGAAGCUUGUUUUCGUUGGUUUUCAAAAUUAAUGGGUGAGGAACCUGACAUUGACCCCUCAAUAAAUACAAAAUUUUUUGUGAAUAACCUCCUGCAGCUUGAUCCAACAUUACUUACUGAAAAUGGAAUUAAAUGUUUUGAACGAUUUUUCAAAGCUGUCAAUGUUAAAGAAGGAAAAUUAUUAAAAAAAAGACGUUGUUAUCAGAUGGAGAACAUAGAUUUAAUUGGUGUAGAUUAUUUAUGGAAAGUGGUAACUAAUUGUACUGAAGACAUUGCAGCUCAUGCAAUAAAUUUGCUUAAAGAAGUCAAUACAAAUCUGGCUCCUAGACUACAAGCCAAUCCACUUGAAUUUCAUCAAACAUUUGUAGCUGAGUGUUUAGAAAGAUUGCGUGCUCAUUAUGACACAGUUAGCAUACUAUCAAAACCUUUAAUGAACAAUGAUGAUGUUAUUGAAAGAAAUAUAGAAAUCACUAAAAUGAUCAGGGUUAUGAAAGUGUUAUAUGAGUAUUUAGGAGAAUGUGAUGCUUCUUUUAAUGGAGAUCGUUCUUUGUUGCCAUUACAUAGAGCCUGUCGAGGAAAACAUAUAUCUGUAAUUGUUCGUUUAACAAAUGCCAAUCGCUCUUUGGUUGAUGAUCAUGAACUUGUUAUGCAUAGUAAUGAUAAUAUUUCAUGUGUACGACGACAACUAUUAAAAAGGUUGAGGAACAGUGGAACAAUUACAGCUAUAGCUGGUUCUUUAAACAUAAAAUUAGAUAUAUUUCCUGGUAGUAGUAUUGACCUCACCACUACUUUGGAUGACAACAAACUUCUUGGUGAACUUCCUUUCAGAGAUAAAUUGUACCUCAAUGCUAGACUAAUGACUGCUAAUACAAAUUUAGCCAGUUCGCCAGAUAGUAGUUCAGAUAGCUCUAUCACUAAUAACCAGCCUCUGUAUGAUUUUUCCUUAAAUAUGGAUGCCGAAAACUGUUUACCUACUGUGAUCAUUUCUGAAAAUCCAAAAUAUGUUCAUUUCUUCCUACAAGUGUCAGACAAGGGUAUUGAAAUUGAAAAUGAACAACUUCGAGAAGCUGCCCGAUGCAUUUUAAAACUAAUUCCCCCCGCAGAAUCUACUAUCAAAAAAAUAAAGAGAUUUUUUACUUAUCGGUCAGACCUCGUUGAAGGAAAUUUAAACAUAGAUAGUAUAUACUUUACUAGUUCCUCUUCUCAAAAUUUAUACAACUUGGAGGUACUAUAUUCUAUGUUGUUACCUGCCAUUGAUCCAAUGGCAGAUAAAACUCUUGAAUUUCAAACACAUUUUAUUACAAGUAGUCAUGCCCCUGAAAUUAUUCAAAUGUUAGUAUCAAAUAAAUUUAUUUUAGAAAAUGAUCAAAUUACUAAAAGAUCUAUAUACUUGGUUGUGCUAAAGAUCUGUAGACUUGUAUUAUGUGUAAUGGGACAAGUUAUAACACAAUUAUGUCAAUCAUCUGGAUUAGUAUUGGGAACAUCAAAUGAUAACGAAUGUUGUUUGUAUAAGGGAGUAGAUGUUAUUGACCAAUGUGAUGAUACUUUGGCAUUAAUGAAAGAAGCAUUUGGUCUGGUGCCUAAUCCUAGUUUAGAAUACAUGUUACGAAGUGUUACUUCUAAACUAGCACGAAAGUUUAUUGAUAAAAUUGCCAAUGGUUGUGAGACUUUAGAAGACUCUAUAGUAGCUAUUAAUAAGUCCUUAUCAAAAUUUAUGCCUAACCUGGAUAUGAUCUGGAAUACUAUUCAGUUAGCAUGGGCAAUGGCUGGAGCCAAUCAACACAUGCUUGAUGGUAAAUUAAAUAAUACAGAUCUCCAUGAUAAUUUAAAUGGAAAACCUUUAGAAAUGGAAGAUAUAUGUGUUUGUAAAGAAGCAUUAGAAGUGUUAACUCUUUGUCUAUUUCUGAAGCCGAAUUAUUUAAGUCAGUUAAUGGAGAAAAAAGAUUGGCAAAUAUUUCUUAUUGAUUUAAUUUUAUUGGCUAAUAACAGACAAGUUCGUUGUUCUGCUGCUGAACAAUUUUUAUUGAUAGUUAAGUUUAGUUGGAGUGCCGAACCAUUGUUAUCAACAAUUUCACUAAUGUUUUCUGUUCUUAAUGACACUGUACUGAAAUUUGCUCAAAACUCGUAUGAAUAUUUUCAUGUUUUAACUUACCUAUUAAAUUAUGCUAGUCACGAAAAAAUUCCUGUGCCAGAUUUUGAAGAGUUAUUAAAUAAUGAAAUUAAAUGGUUAAAAAAUAUAAGAGAGAAAAUAAAAACUGAUGGUGACUCAGGAAUGGAAGAAGUGAUUCUUGAAGGUCACCUGAAUAUAACCAAAGAGUUAGUCCAAAUGAUAAGUAUCGAGAAGCGUGACGAAAUUGGUUCCAAUGAAACUACUGGGAUAAUGUUAAUCAAAGAAUUACUGGAAGAUUUUAUUUUUCCUGCUUCCAAGUUAAUGGAAGAUAUGAAUAGACAUCAAACUAUAGAUUUUGUUGAUAUUGAAGUUACACCAGUUUGUAAAUCUCCAAAUUCUACAAAUGCAGCAUUUGAUCUUAUUAUAUCUCUUUGCAUUGGCUGUGUAGCAAAUUUGAAGUUGACUGUUGAAAUGCUUACUCAAUACUUUUAUUCAGAACGUGAAGAUCCUUUGGUUGAAUGGGAUUAUCUACCUAUGAUGGGUGCAAGAACAGCUCGUGGUUUUGUUGGGCUUAAAAACGCUGGUGCCACUUGUUACAUGAAUUCUGUAUUGCAACAAUUGUACAUGGUACUUCCUAUACGAUUAGGUAUUUUAUCAGCACAUGGUGCUGCCAUUGAUACAAAUGAUGAUUUCAAUUCUGACGAUAAAAAUGAUAAUGAGACUCAAAUGGACGUUACUGAAGAUCGCAAUAAAUUUGAUCAAUCUAGAAAAGAAUACAAUGUUGGUAUAUUAAAACAAGUACAAGCAAUAUUUGGACACCUAGCAUUCAGCAAAGUUCAAUAUUAUGUACCUAGAGGAUUAUGGAAACAUUUUAAAUUACAAGGUGAACCAGUAAAUCUUAGAGAACAACAAGAUGCUGUUGAGUUUUUUAUGAGCCUUGUAGAAAGCUUAGAUGAAGCUCUAAAAGCUUUAUCCCAAGACCAAAUUAUGAGUAAAACACUCGGAGGUUCUUAUUCAGAUCAAAAAAUAUGUCAGGGUUGUCCACAUAGGUAUUCCAAAGAGGAACCCUUCAGUGUUAUCAGUGUAGAUAUAAGGAAUCACUCAAAUUUAACUGACUCUCUAGAACAAUAUGUUAAGGGAGAAUUAUUAGAAGGAGCUGAUGCUUACCAUUGUGAUAAAUGCAAUAAAAAGGUUGUUACUGUUAAGAGAUUAUGUGUUAAAAAGUUACCACCUAUUUUAGCUAUUCAACUUAAAAGAUUUGAGUAUGAUUUUGAGCGAGUAUGUGCCAUAAAAUUUAAUGAUUAUUUUGAAUUUCCACGGAAUCUAGACAUGGAACCAUAUACAGUUUCGGGGCUAGCCAAAAUUGAAGGUGAAAUAAUUGACUGUGAUUAUGAUGAGUCACAAAAUGAAAAUCAUACUAAGUAUCAAUUGACUGGUAUAGUUGUCCACAGUGGUCAAGCAAGUGGAGGACAUUAUUAUUCUUAUAUUCAAGAUAGAAGUGCUGAAGUAUCUAAGUGGUACAAAUUUGAUGAUGGUGAUGUAACUGAAUGUAAAAUGGAUGAAGAUGAAGAAAUGAAAACUCAGUGUUUUGGUGGAGAUUAUAUGGGCGAAGUUUUUGAUCACGCAUUAAAAAGAACCAGUUACCGAAGGCAAAAACGGUGGUGGAAUGCUUAUAUGUUAUUUUAUACUAAAGUAGAUUCUAACACUGAAUUACUAGUUAAUGGAAUAAGAAAACUUAGUUUAAGUGAUCGACGUUCAAGUAACAGUUGUAUAAAAAUGCCUUCUUGUAUUAAACGUAGUGUUCAACAACAGAAUAUACGGUUUUUACACACUCGCAGUCAGUAUACUGAAGAAUAUUUUAAAUUUAUUCGUAACAUUGCCACUAUUAAUGCUCCAAACAUAGUUGCUUCAUCCAAUGAUUUACAAGUACAAAUUGCUACAGAUCAAGAAGAAUUAUCUUUGUUAUCUACUCAACUAGUGAGUAAGUUUCUAUUUUAUGUCGGUUUGCAUACUAAGAAGUCAUUGAGAGGAAAUGCUACAGAGUGGUAUGAUUUAAUAUCACCACAUAUCUGUACCUAUGCAUCGGUUCGUGCUUGGUUUGCUCGUAACAUUUUGUUUAAUCAUCCACAAAGGUUUGUGGAAUAUUUAUUGCAAUGUAUGAGCUCUGAAGUACGAUCAUUCUUCAUUAAAUUAAUUGCUUACUUGGCUCACUAUUCUCUUCAAGAUGAUGCUAUCCUUAUACCAGCUAUUACAUCUAAUUCUUUAUUAGAUACUACAGCUUCGUUAAGUGAUCAUUUAAUUAUUGCUGUUUUAAGUCUAUUGCAAAAAGAAGUGGCUGAACAUACAAAUAGACAUUUGCCGCAUUAUUUUUCAUUUUUCUGCAUGUAUUGUAAUUUAGGUAUGGCAGAAAAACAGCAACUUUUAAAAUUAAAUGUAGCAGCAAUAUUUAUCUUGGUAGCUAUCGAUGAAGGUCCAGGUGGAUCAAACAUAAAAUAUCAAUUUAAUGAAAUCAAUAAACUACAUUCUGUGAUAUCAAUUUUAGUGCGGUGUUGUGAUUGUACGGAAAAAUGUGUAUCCUCUGCUCCGGGUACUCCUUUCCUACCAAAUCCGUUUGCUGAAUGUCAACCAUACCUAAGAAAAGUUCCUCAACAAGUUAAAGAUAGUAUUUUUGGUCGAAUAUGUUAUUUGAAAAAACUUAUUGACAAUUCUCAAAUGAACGAAGAAAGCAUGAAAAUGCUACAAUUUGUAUGUUGGGAAAAUCCAUUGAGUAGUAGUAUGGUUUUAACUGAAAUAUUAUGGCAUAUUAUGUAUACUUAUUGUCAAGAGCUCAAAUUUUAUUUGGAUUUACUAUUUGUCAUAUUAAGUAUUGAAGAUUCAUGGCAAGUUUUACGCAUUCAAAACGCCAUGACUGGAAACGAAGAUAGAGAAGGUGUACUUGAUACAAUUUUACGUCAUAAAAAUCAAUAUCAAAGACGGUCAUAUCAAUGUAUCAAAGGAUUAGUUGGUUUAUUCAUGAGGAUACCGAUGGCACAUAAAGUUGUACUACAAAACACAGAUCUCAAAAGAAAAUGGGUGGAAGCAGUUGAUUGGCUACAGGAAGAACUUAAUAGAAAAACAUUGACUGGAGGCCAGUAUAAUACAUAUAAUAAUUGGACACCCCAAUCCAAUGAAAACACCAAUAGUUUCUUUUUAGAAAGGUCAACCAGUGCUCGUAAGGUUCUACAAAAAGCAUUUGAGUUUUGCCCAUCUGAAGAUUUUUCAAUCCCAACAUUGACUACUCAGGAAAUAGAAGAUUCAUCUGAUGAAGGUGACGAUGUGGGAAUCCAACACGCUACUGAUACAAUGACAACUCUAGUAAAUGAACCUUUACAAGUAGUACCAGACAUUGUACCCGAGAAUGAUGACGAUUAUGAUGCUUCUGUUCCCAUCAAUUUCAACAGUAUAGAUGACUUUGAUAAUGGUGAGAGUAAUAACGUCGAAUUGGUGAAUACGCGAAUUGUUGAAUCAUCAACAGAUAUGCAUUAACUUGUGAUCAUAUAAGAAAUAAUAAAACUGAAUGUAUAAUUGGAAUACAAGUUAUUGUUGUUUGGAUAUUAUCAAACAGUACAUUAUAUUAUAAUUUAUAGAAUAUUGUAUUUUAAUCCUUUUGCAAUUAUAUAAUUACCAAUUAGCACAACCAGAGCGAUCAAUAAAUAUUUCGGUACACGACAAUUUAAUGAAUAACGAUGUGUCUUAGGCUGUUAACAUCUGCUGACCUAAUAUUAAAUUUAAGUUAAACAAUUUUUUUUUUUUUUUU